Oreochromis niloticus (Nile tilapia) is the source of this 5851-nucleotide messenger RNA. RefSeq names its product cell division cycle associated 2 (gene cdca2). Gene Ontology annotation, cellular component: nucleus; chromosome. Bases 373 to 3063 code for a protein of 896 amino acids. The record is from RefSeq and is a predicted model, not a curated record. Gene Ontology annotation, biological process: regulation of mitotic nuclear division; regulation of chromosome segregation. Lineage: Eukaryota; Metazoa; Chordata; Actinopteri; Cichliformes; Cichlidae. The transcript has 15 exons.
UGCUUGAAAAUACGGAAGUUAGUUCUAUAGGCCUCUACACUUUGUCAGUUGUUACCAAUAUUUUUUUAUAAUAUUUUUUUACUAAGUCAUUUUUAUUCGUAUUUUACAUUUCCCGGCAAUAUACUUAAAAAAUUAAAAAUAUUUAACUGCAGUCACGAACGUUGCUGACAAUUUCGCGGAGGGAUUCAUACGCGGUCUCUGGCUCUGGUGUGGAGGGGGAUUUGAAUCGCCUUCUGCUCUUUUUUUAAAACCUUUUUAUAUUGUUAUAAACGUCUGUUAAGACACUUGUGGGCUUUUUAUAGCAUAAAAAGACCCGAGUGUUCUUUUAUAUAUAUUUUAACGAGAGACAGCCAAAUUAUCUAAAUCCAGAAGAUGGCUACAGCAGAGAUCAGCACUGCCUCCUGUGAGGGUGAUCAGGAGGGAGCUGCGUCGCCUCCCUCAGUAGAGGACACCCCCUCAGUUUUAAAUCAAACCUCAGCGCCCCUGAAUUUUUCUGAGCUCACCCCGAGUCAGUUUGGCAUCUCUGUGCAGAGUUUUACCCCAGCAGCAUCGUCAAACCGCAAAGAUAAGUCUCGUCUAGCACAGCUGAAAGCCAGGCGGAGGUCCAGUGUUGGCGUCCGGGGCUCCCCAGAGACAAAUUCUCUCAUCCGCUUCAUGGCACAACAGAAGAUGAAGACUCCGCCGGCAUCCCAAACUCCAGAGCUUGUCAGAAGUAGCCCCUUCCUUCCCCGGGUCGCCUCCACGCUGAGGCAGAAGAUGGCUUCCUUCCAGAGCCUGAUGGAUGUGGAGGAGAAUGAUGCCUGUGAUCCGGUGCCAGCGCAGGACAGCAACACUGGAGGAUGCAUCAAGACAAGAGAUUAUCUGUCUGAUGGGAACAGCCAUGGUGGAGGGAAGGAGAACAACCCUCCAAUGACGCCUACACCCAGCAAGAGGAGGCGCACCAGCAGCCCCCCCGAAGGCUGCAGUGUGGAGAUUAGAGAGGCCAGCACGCCUACCCUCUCCUCCACUUUGAUGGAGCAGGAGGUGGAUGAAGAACGGGUGAUGCAGGCUGUUACACAAGGACCGGUGCCCUCCAGUGACUCGGUGGAAGAGGAACAAGCUCUGCUUAAGGCUAACUUUGACCUCGAGACCUCACCCUCUGCUGAGAACCCUCAGGAUGAGGUCUUUGAACUCCAAAGCCUCAGCCGACCACCUCCUGAUGAUCCUGCAGCCGUUUCACCACCGCAGCGUUCCUCCCCCUUCCGCAUCCCCUCACUCCCUUUGUUGGUGGAGAUGAAGCCCACAGGAGAGGAAGAGUCUAACGGGACGCCCACAACGAUGACGAAGAAGAAGAAACGUGUGCGUUUCGGAGGUCCCCUCUCUCCUGAGUUUUUUGAUAAGAACCUGCCUCCGAGCACCCCGUUACAAAAGGGAGGCACGCCGGCCCGACCACAAACUCCCGGUGGGAGCUUACAUCUUCGUUCAGUGCUGAAGACGCCGCAGAGGAGUGAAUCCAAGACACCAGAAUGUCGGGCCGACUUCAGCAGCCCGACUGCAUUUGGUGCUUCUCCUACACUCACAAUGCCUCGCAAGUCCAGAAUGCACUCUGAGGGAGAUGAAGAGGAUGGAAAGAUUGUUUUCUUUUCGGUGGAGGAGAUUGGCUCUGCUGUGGCGAGUGAUACAGAAUGGGCGUGGGAUGCCCAGCCAUUGAAUUUAAACAAUGCCUUCUACGAGGAGUCUCUCUCUCAGCUUCUGACAGAGUCUGACACCAACCCCAGCACAACCUCCCAGAUGGAUGUCCAGUCUGAGCCCGACUCCCUGCCAGAGAAGGAGAAGCAACCAGACGCUGGAGUUGGAGGUCCAACUGCAGCCCGAUCCAGCAACAGAAGGAGAAAGCCAGCACCAAAACAAGAACUUGGAAGUGAACCUCGAGCUUGCUCCAGCAGCCGAAAGAGGAAGCUGCCAGAAGAGAGUGAACCUGUGAAGAGGUCGGCACGGUCUGCUGCCAAGUUGGCCUCUGGGAAGAUGAAGAUGACCUCCAGCACAACGCGUCGAUGGAACAAGGACGUAGACCGCUCGCUGUACGGCUCGCGUGAAUAUGCCUCCAAGAACCCCGCCCUGAGUCCCAUCACCGAGAGGCUGUCCUUCAUCAGUGAGUCUCCAACAGCACAGGAGACUCCUUCAAUGAGCUGCAAGGCUCCAGAUCAGGAAACCCAGCUGAAUCCUGAGCUAACUAAUGAAACUCAAGUGAUACACGACCUCGCUGUGACAAAUGGCUCAGAAACCACUGUAGAAGAUUCUGUCACAUCGCCCAGCUUGAGUGAAAAAAGUGCCGCCGGGCAGGACAGCAGGCUGUUGGGGGUGAGGGUCAGAGGAAGACGACUGAAGAAAAGGAAGGUCAGUGUCACUGACAGUGACCUGACCAGAGGAGAGACAGAGCAGCAGCUCUAUGAAGAGCAAACCACUACAAGCCUUGAGCUAUCAACGAGAACCCCUUCUGUACAUGAAGAGAGACAAGAAGACACUGUAGAGCUUUGUGCCCAGACCUCUGCAGAUACUCUCUGCACAGAGUCAGAAUUUCACGUGAGUGCACAUGCACCUACUUCAGACUGCCUGAACAACACAGAGCCAGCACAAGGGAAAGUCAAGCGGGGCAGGAGGAGCUCCGUAAGCAACUCAGUGACAGCGGAGCAGCAGAACUACGUAAAGAAGCACCAAACCAGCUGUGACGAGGAGGAGGAAAGACAGGGAGACCGAGCAGCAAGCUCACAGGAAAACAUCCAGUCAAGCUCUGAUGGCCAGGAAGAGGGGGAAAGACCUCAUGUGGACCUUGCUCCCUGGCAAGCUGACUUUAAUUUUGAGGAUGUGUUUAAACCAGUUUGCACUAGAGGGCAGCGCUCAGUGCGCCGCAGCCUGAGGAACCAGAGCAACGCUGAGAACAGCAGCAGUGCAGGGCUCGCCUGGCUGCCUCGUACCUCUCCCGAGUCCAGCAAAGAGACCCGCAGGAGGACCCGGGGCCGUCGGCUCAGUGCUGCUCUGCCCAGCCAGCCUUCACUCCCUGAGGAGACAGGAGAUACCUCCUGAGAUCAUUUACCUAACUUAAUGAACUGAGAUUAAGAGGGAAUAAAAAAUACAUUGAUUACACCUCCACACACCACUGAUUCCCCAAAAGAGGAGACUGAUUGUUUCACACUUAACUAAAACAUUGAUUUUUUUUUUUCUUUUGUUUCCUUCUCUGUGAAUUAUUAGAGAUGACCAGCAAUUUGUGACGGUUUCCCUCCAGUAACUAAGCCAGUCAAUAUGCUGAGAGCUCAAUCAUCUCUGCUGACCACCUAAUCAAUAUCGUGGCACUCAGCUGGUAAUCACAGUGCAUCUUCAGUCUGCCUCUCCAAAGUCACUGGAUCAGGCAUCUCCAAGUCAAUAUCUGCUCCUGUGGCUGGAUGAAGAUGGCUGUGUUGCAUUCACCAUCUGUCAGCCAAAGGCAGGCGGGCUUUACACAGAGAACUUACAUGAAUGUGCUCAAAUAAUUCUGCUUAGUUGUGAUUGGUGGUUGUUUUUUUUUUUGUUUUUUUAAUGAUCUAAGCAGUUGUGGUUAGUGAAAUUAAAACUGUACCUUCCAAGCAUCUGCGUCUAACUAAAUAUAUUGCCUCCAUGUAAAGAUGGCACAUUAGAACAAACUGUUCAUUUAAAAGGAUGCUUUAGAUCUAUUUAGAGCAAAUUUAUCCAGAUAAUAAAGCAGCCGCUUGUCUCCACAAACAUGACGUUCCAGCUGUGUGUGGUCACUCGAGUUCAAGUGCAGCAGCUUUCCCUUUAGCAUAAACCGUCCUGUUCUGUAUUUUAAACAUGGCCAAAUGCCUGAAAGUAAAUUGACCUCUAACCUCCACCCAAGUUCCAGUGGUUAUAGAUUUUCAAAAUCUGUUGCUCAGUACCGGCUCCAUCCAUCUGUCACAGAGGGCAGUAACAAAUUGAGUUUCAGAUUCAGUUCACAUAGGAAAAUUGGCUCGCAGAAUGAUGCAUGACUGUAAUCUAUCCAUCACUGAGUAAUUGACUGCCUCCUUUUACAUCAAGUCAGAGUCACUUGGCUGAAGGACGACAGAGGUUUUUGGCCCCCCUAGUGAUCUGCCAAGGCCUUUUUCUGCUCUCUAUUCCCACCGGAAGACAGAUGGACAAAAUCAUAAACCCACUAAUGUAAUGUUGUGUGGCUGCAGUGGGGCCACACUGCCAUCUGGUGGCACUCUUGCAGAAUUGCUGCUUAUUGAUGUGCUGUUUUUGGGGCUGGGAGGGUGCGUCAGGAAAUGAUGCUGCUGUCAAGAGUGGGAAUAAUAUAAAUGUGUGGAAGUUCAGCUUUAUUGAUGGCUGCUACUGCUUGGAGGGAAAAAAAACACAGACUAGGCUCGUGUGCGCGUUUUUUCUGCUCGACUGUGACACUGUGUGUUUGUCUGCUCUUGUCUUUUAAAACUUGUAUCAUCUUUGUAAAUGUGCAGUUUAUAGAGUUGAAGCCAAACUGCUGCACCUCUAUAAUAUGAGUGGGUGUUGGGCGUGUUGUCUCUGAGAGCGCGGGAGUGUGUAUGUGUGUACGUGAGGGGUGUGAAGCCCCUGUCCCUGGCAGACGGGCAUACUGAAGGCAGCUUAACACAAGAACAAUGGGGUCCUUUGACCAAAACGACACCCCUAAGACAUGUGGCCUCCUGUCACCGUGGCAACCCCCCAUGGGACAGAGAGCGGGGUGACAGCUGGAGAGGAGGACUUACAAAAAUGGAGUCCAUUUCUUUCCACUGAAGCUCUCCCGGCUCUAUAUCUUUCCCCUCUUCUCCAGGGCCUCCUCUACACUUUGGCCCUGGUGAAUGCAGGAUACAUCUCAUUUUACAGCUCCAUGCGAUUGACCUUACAGGCUUGACUUGCCACCUACAAAUCCUCCAGAGGGGAAAAUAAAUAAAUAAAGAAUCAGAGCCAACAAUAAAUCAGCUCUUUAUUGGCUCUCGUUACUGUCAGUAAUAAGAGCGCAUUGAGCGUCGCUGACAAAUAUGCGGCUGAGCCACAAGAUUUCACACUCGCUCUACUCUUGAUUUUACGCCUCAUUUUAAAACGGAUGAUCACUUUCUGUACGAGCACAAAGAGACAUAAUCAGUUAUUUGUACUUCCAGAUUUAGAGACCUUGGUCUUUCAAUUAGUUAAUUAGUAACUGAAUGGUAUUAAGUUGUCCCGCUGCCUCUGGCCUUUCUGCGCUCUGUGCUGCGAGCCUUCUAUUAUUGAUGUUCAGAGGCAUGAUCUCUAAGCCAUACACAGCUCUCCUAUGGAGCUGAAGGCAGCAGGAGGAGGGCGACAAAACAAAAGGCAGGACAACAGCAAGAGACCCUCCAGCUACUCCGUUUGGUUUGCUGUCCCAGUGUGUCUGCAUGCUGCGACUGGCUCAAACCUGUUUAAGAAAGCUGCCUCUACACACAGACGAGAGGGCGUAGUAUAGAUUCUUCAUGCCUAAUCUAGAAAUCCAAUACUGGGAGCAUAUUAGGACAUUGUAAUCGGUCAUUUAGUGCUGCUACUUUAAAACGGCCUUGGAUUAAAGUUGGGCUCAGAAAUUUUAACAGUGGAGCUUUAAAUUUAAUUUCCCUUUUAGUCUAAGACUAGGCUUAAUCCAUUUGUGGGAAAGUGUCUGCACAAUUACAGCUGUGACUAACAAUUGGGUAAUCUGUCUCAUCCCCCCCAAAAGUGUCCAUAAUCAUAAAGAGAGGGUUUACUUUUUCCAUAAUUCCUGUUUCCAUAAUGGUUGAUCCAACAUUAUGGACAGCUAUUUUUAAUGCAAAUAUAUAUUUGUAGUGUUGUUCAUAUUUACAGAAAAGCAGGGAAAGAAAUAUUAAAACAAUUUUUCCAUCAA